GCACACGCUUAUUAACAUAUUCAUAAGAGCGCGGGGCGUGUGCUCUGUUUUCCAUAAGACUAGGCAGUAUAGGGUAAUAUAUCUGUUUAGAUGUACAGGGUCCUCAAUGGAAAGGAAAGGAAUGAUGACUGCAACUGGAACAGCAGCGUCUAACAGGAGGCAAACUAAAGUCGGCUCCAAAACAGAGGGAGCAGGAAAACAAAACCAGGGGCGAUGGGGCAGGGCCUGGGAAGUGGACUGGUUCUCACUCAUCAGCGUCAUUCUGCUCCUCUCUCUGGCUCCCUUCAUCGUCUUCUUCUUCAUCAUGGCCUGUGACCAAUACCAGUGUUCUGUCACCCAGCCCCUGCUGGACCUCUACAGUGGAGAGGCUACGCUCCGGUCAAUUUGGAAACUCACCCCCGCUUUCAGUUGGACUGCUGCCAAGAUAUAUGCUGCUUGGGUCUCCUUUCAGGUCGUCCUGUUCAUGUGUGUUCCUGACAUUAUUCACAAGUUACUGCCUGUCUACGUUGGUGGCAUUCAGGGUGGGGCGCGCACUCCAGCAGGUUACAUAAACAAGUAUGAAAUCAAUGGCCUGCAGUCAUGGAUCAUUACCCACAUCCUGUGGUUUGCUAAUGUCUAUCAUUUCCAUUGGUUUUCCCCUACCAUCAUUAUUGACAACUGGAUCCCCUUGCUUUGGUGUGCCAAUAUUCUGGGGUAUACUGUUGCUACUCUGGCCUUUGUCAAGGCCUAUCUCUUUCCAACCGAUGCGGAAGAUUGCAAAUUCACAGGAAAUUUCUUUUAUGACUACAUGAUGGGAAUUGAAUUUAACCCCCGUAUCGGAAAAUGGUUUGACUUCAAGCUAUUUUUCAAUGGGCGACCUGGGAUCGUGGCCUGGACGCUCAUUAACUUAUCUUACGCUGCCAAACAGCAGGAACUCUACGGCCAAGUCACAAACUCCAUGGUAUUAGUCAACGUGCUCCAGGCAGUUUAUGUCUUGGACUUUUUCUGGAAUGAGGCCUGGUAUUUAAAGACCAUUGACAUCUGUCACGACCACUUCGGCUGGUAUCUGGGUUGGGGAGACUGUGUGUGGCUGCCCUUCUUGUAUACCUUGCAGGGCCUGUAUUUGGUAUACCACCCAGUGCAGUUGUCCACCAUCCAUGCCAGCGGGGUCCUCCUUCUGGGGCUGCUUGGCUACUACUUGUUCCGCACCGCCAACCACCAGAAGGAUCUCUUUCGGCGUACUGAAGGCAAAUGCACCAUCUGGGGGCGCAAGCCGGCGUACAUAGAGUGCGCCUACAGCUCAGCAGAUGGUCAGAAGCACCACAGCAAGCUGCUGAUCUCUGGCUUCUGGGGGGUGACACGCCACCUCAACUAUACGGGCGACCUCCUGGGCUCGUUGGCUUACUGCCUGGCCUGUGGGGCCGGCUACCUACUGCCCUACUUUUACAUCGUUUACAUGACCAUCCUUUUAGUGCACCGGUGUAUUCGUGAUGAACACCGUUGCCACAACAAGUAUGGCAAGGACUGGAUACGAUACACCAAUGCCGUGCCUUACAGACUACUGCCUGGAAUCUUCUAAGUUGAUUCAAGAGAAGAAAUUUAAAAUGUACGUCUCUCUCUAGGUUUCUGCGAAGGUCCGUUUGUAUGAAUGGGUGUGUGUGUCACGUUAUCAAUGUGUACUUCUAUGUAAUGUUGCAGAAGGAUGAUUUUUUUUAAAGAAUUGAAAUAAAGUGAUUGGCUAAAAUCUGAAUAUCUUUUUAGAAACAAUGUUUGUUUUAUUUUUUAUGUUAUGUUACUUGUACACAAUUUUUAGCAAUAAAAGCAAUGGUUCUUUACAUUUAUACUAAUGCCAGCUUUGGGAAAUUCAGUGCAAGUCAUUCAGUGGUUAUAAUAUAAAUACUUAAUUAAAUGUAUAUUUUACUCA
This is a messenger RNA of Brienomyrus brachyistius, 1903 nucleotides long. It is a transcript of the gene dhcr7, whose product is annotated as 7-dehydrocholesterol reductase. Lineage: Eukaryota; Metazoa; Chordata; Actinopteri; Osteoglossiformes; Mormyridae. Gene Ontology annotation, biological process: brassinosteroid biosynthetic process; cholesterol biosynthetic process. Gene Ontology annotation, cellular component: endoplasmic reticulum membrane. The transcript is spliced from 8 exons. The record is from RefSeq and is a predicted model, not a curated record. The coding region runs from base 107 to 1558 and encodes 483 amino acids. Gene Ontology annotation, molecular function: 7-dehydrocholesterol reductase activity.